This is a messenger RNA of Zasmidium cellare ATCC 36951, 324 nucleotides long. RefSeq lists its product as uncharacterized. The coding region runs from base 1 to 324 and encodes 107 amino acids. Gene Ontology annotation, biological process: vacuolar proton-transporting V-type ATPase complex assembly. The transcript has 3 exons. Lineage: Eukaryota; Fungi; Ascomycota; Dothideomycetes; Mycosphaerellales; Mycosphaerellaceae. Gene Ontology annotation, cellular component: endoplasmic reticulum membrane. The record is from RefSeq and is a predicted model, not a curated record.
AUGGCAACGCAAAGAAUACGAACGACCGAGAAGACACACCUCGACCAAGAUGAGACCAAGGCAGAGGUCAAAUCAAACAUCACGCCCGCCGUCCCUUCAUCAGUGAUAGCGAAACUCCUAGGCUUCACAUUCGCCAUGAUCACGUUACCCAUUGGAAGCUACUUCGUCACCGUCAAUACACUGUUUGGAGGCAACUCGACAUAUGCGGGAGGUUUCGCGGCGGUCAUGGCGAAUGUAGUCUUGAUAGGCUAUGUCAUUGUAGCUUUCAACGACGACAAGUCUGAGAGGGAGGCGGACGAGGACGAAAAGAAGAAAUCGAGAUGA